AUGGUGAGGGCCUAUACGAGGCUUCAACAACGGUGGAGGUCGACGGGGCUGACAGAGUCCAAUACAUGGCGUAUCACAAUCAAUGAGAAGAAAUUUAUCGAGAGCGCUCUUCUCUCCGACCUUCGACUUGACGGUUGCCAUCCAUUUGACUACCGCAAUCUUAUCAUCACCUUCGGCAAGGAGGAUGGCUCGGCGGAGGUGCAGUUGAGCCGAACCCAUGUCAUGGGAUUUGUCACGGGCCAGCUGGUUCAGCCCUACCAUGACCACUCCAAGGAGGGCUCGCUUUCCAUCUUCACCGAGUUCUCCCCCAUGGCUGGCCAUUCCUUCGAGCCUGGCUACCCCAGCGAAGCUGCUGUUGAGCUCGGCCGCAUUAUAGACCGUGGCCUAAGAGAAAGCACGGCUGUUGACACUAAAUCUCUUUGUGUUCUUCAAGGGAAAUUGGUUUGGGCCAUCCGUAUUGACCUCCAUUUUCUAGAUAAUGGAGGGUUUCUUACAUUUUGUGGUGUAUCUCUCUGUUCAGAGAUAGAGCUCAUCUCUUCAUCCAACAGGAGUGUUGGAGUUAAAAAGGGCCAUAAAUUUACAGAAGCAAGGAAUGCUUGCUACUUGCUCGAUUGGUCAGAUGCAAUUAUUGCUGAAGGCCGUUUGGAUUCUAGUGAUCCAGACUUAGAGGUGCACAAAAUUCCUCUUGGACCAGAUUUUAUGCGUGUAUGGCUUGAUGUUGCUAUUGUGCCUGGUGUGUAUUUAUUUCGUCCUAACUAUGCGAUGCUUACUAUAUGA
Messenger RNA from Humulus lupulus (European hop), 777 nucleotides. RefSeq names its product exosome complex component RRP45A-like. Lineage: Eukaryota; Viridiplantae; Streptophyta; Magnoliopsida; Rosales; Cannabaceae. Gene Ontology annotation, biological process: nuclear polyadenylation-dependent rRNA catabolic process; U1 snRNA 3'-end processing; nuclear polyadenylation-dependent mRNA catabolic process. The transcript has 4 exons. Gene Ontology annotation, cellular component: nuclear exosome (RNase complex); cytoplasmic exosome (RNase complex). The coding region runs from base 1 to 777 and encodes 258 amino acids. The record is from RefSeq and is a predicted model, not a curated record.